GAGGCGUCCACGGUGAGCGCCGCAGACGGCUUGACACAGCCCUCGGAGCAGUCCGUGUUUUGGCUCCUGUACACGCUGGUUUGCCACCGUUACAAUGGCAUGUACCGCGAAUACUACGGGCUCCCCGUGAAACGGGACUCCGACCCCGAGUGCCUCAUAGCAGGCUGUGGCGCGAUGCAGGAUGUGAAUCUGUUGGAAUGUUGCGUGGCAUACCAUGAGCGCGAUCUGUUUUUUCGUAUGAACGCUUUGGGGUUCGAGUUGUCGACCAUCUUUUACGGCGCUUUCAUGAGGUGGUAUGCGACUUUGAUGCCAACUGCCACAGUGUUCCGGUUCUGGGAUGCUCUCCUCUUCCAGUCCACCAAUCCAAAGACACAGUCCUUGGGUGGCCGCGACUACUUGAUCAACUUGGCCUUUGCCACCCUGCAAGUCAAGCGAAAUGAGCUCAUGGAAUGCGAGAGCGCUGCAGAAAUGAAGGGCGUGGUGCUGGGUUUCCUCGGUUCUUUGUACGACACUACAACUGUGAUUGAUCUCGUUCAUGCAGCAGAUUUGUACCUCUGGGGUGGUGCUGGCUUCAGCAGCGGCAAAGUGUCGUACCUGUGGACCCAAAGAGAUGAGAUGUUCAAAGGCAUCAACCAGACAACAAAGUGGCAGAACCAGAUCCUUCAUCGACUUGCUUUUGAAGGGCAAGUCAGGCCACCAAAACACCCGAGUGAGCAAUUUGCUGGUGUCACCACCAAACAGUUGGUGCAGGAGG
Cladocopium goreaui is the source of this 754-nucleotide messenger RNA. The record is from the annotation of a GenBank genome assembly. NCBI's taxonomy places the organism in Eukaryota, Dinophyceae, Suessiales, Symbiodiniaceae.